Messenger RNA from Etheostoma spectabile (orangethroat darter), 2084 nucleotides. RefSeq names its product guanylyl cyclase-activating protein 2. NCBI's taxonomy places the organism in Eukaryota, Metazoa, Chordata, Actinopteri, Perciformes, Percidae. Gene Ontology annotation, cellular component: photoreceptor inner segment; cone photoreceptor outer segment. Gene Ontology annotation, molecular function: calcium sensitive guanylate cyclase activator activity; calcium ion binding. The coding region runs from base 234 to 797 and encodes 187 amino acids. Gene Ontology annotation, biological process: visual perception. The transcript is spliced from 4 exons. The record is from RefSeq and is a predicted model, not a curated record.
UUUUGGCGCUUGGUGACAACAGUUUAGCCAUUUUGUGGUGCCUUCAUGGCACCUUGUUGGCUAAAGGUCAAGUAAUUACGGAGUUAAUAGGAUUGACUGGCACCCUCCGCCUGCUCAGUGAGAAGCUGCACACUCGUUCCCAGCUCUUCAGUUUGAGUCCAUGCCUAGGCGCCCUGCAGACCGUUGGAUCCACACUGUUUUUUGCGUUUUUCCUCAAAGGAAUCAAAGGCACAAUGGGACAGGAAGAGAGCCACGGUGAGCAGGUGGAUUUGGCACAAAUUCAGGAAUUGUGCUUAACUUUCAUGAAGGAGUGUCCGAGCGGUGCGUUGCAUUUACACGAGUUCAAGAGGAUCUUCGGGGUCCCGAACAGGUCUGCAGAGGAGUCCCUCUACAUUGAGACAAUAUUCAACUCCUUCGACACAAAUAAGGAUAACACACUUGAUUUCAUCGAGUACGUGGCAGCACUUCACCUGAUCUUACGGGGGAAUCUGGAAGACAGGCUCAAGUGGUCCUUCAAGAUGUACGACAAGGACGGGAACGGCAAGCUGGACCGGCAGGAGGUGAAACGGCUCAUCACGAUCCUUUACAAAAUCAAGCUCCAGAAGACGGACAUCAGCAUGACGCCGGCUGAAAUCUGUGACAGGAUCUUUGAGCUGGUCGACCAGAAUAAUGACGGUCGGAUCACGUUGUCUGAGUUCAUGGAGGGAGCUCAGAAGGACGAAUGGGUCAUGAGCUUGUUGAAGUUGGACGUCAACGCCAGCAGCUGGGUCAUCCAGAACUGUGUCAAGAUGCCCUGAUCUCUCACCCAGUGGGGUCAUCGGGUUCAUUUUAUUUUAGGCUGACAGAGAGGUGCCGUCUUCGGUUUCCAUUUUGAGGUUCCUGUGUCUCGGAGCUGGAGCUCGGCGCGGGUCUUCAUGGCUGCAGGCCCCGAAGGCCGAGGGUUCGCUGUGUGGUUGUGGUCUGGCCCUGAGCCGAGGUCUCUGUCUGGGGAGACGAUGCUGAGAGAAAGUCUGCUGUUAAAUGCAGUACAUGCAAUUACUGUGUAUUUAUAUUCAUCAUUAUCGGAUGUGUUCACAUUGUAUGUUAAUAGAGUUAUGAAUAUAUAAAUAUAAUAUGUAUGUAUAUAUAUGUAUAAAAUAACAUUAUAUUGCACUAGGAAACAGAAUUUCCAUACCUAAAACAGUAAUAAUGGAACAGGGUUCAUGCUCUGACUUUUGCUAACGUUCUUUCAAACAUAUCUGUUUUAUUUAAUUUAAUUUUACUUUAUUGUAUCAUUUACUAGUCCUUAAUAAGGGGAAAUUACAGUUUACACUGUGUUGUUAUUACACACAGUACACACGGGCCUGAAUUACACACACAUGCUCAGGUCCCAUACAUGCACUAAUGGAAAGAUGUGGGGGGGAAUCCAAAACACUUUAUUAACCCCGAAAGGGAAAGUCUGUGUUACAGUUGCACGAAGUCUAUAAAUAUCACUGGUCGCGGUCUUGGUCUGGACCAGCUCCUUUGUCUUAGAGGUGUUCAGCUGCAGGGAGUUUGACCCCAGAGAGCAAAGUCCCCCCACUAGACUCCGAUACUCCUCCUCCCUGUCACCCCUGAAACACCCAACCAUGGCUGUGUCAUCUGCGUACUUCUGUACAUGACACAGCUCCGAGUUGUAACAGAAGUCUGAGGAGGGAAGAGGGUGAAGAGAAGAGGGCUCAGCACUGUGCCCUGGGGGACUCCAGUGCUGCUGACCACAGCGUCAGACAUGAUGUCCUUCAGCCUGACGCACUGUGGCCUGUUAGGGAGGUAGUCUCUGAUCCAGUUUACCAGACAGGGGUCCACUCCCAUCCUGUUCAGCUGGUCCUGAAGUGUAGGUAGUAUAUAUACUAAGUGUCUGUGUGUCAGACACUCAGAAGGAUGAGUUAUAAAGGUUGAUGGCCACAGGCAGGAAUGACUUCCUGUGGCGCUCUGUGGUGCAUUGGGGGGGAAUAAGCCAUGUCCUACCCUUUGCCAUACUCAACCACAUCUAUCUCCUAGCUGUGAAAAGUCACUGGGCGCUGGUAGUUCUUCGAGGGUAAUACCUGUACCUGAUUUUUAAUGAA